UCGGUGUUCCGGCCGGCGGCGGGGACGAGUGCGCCGGUGACACCGCGCGGCUGGUUGUUGCCCUGCGCCGCGAGCGGGUGCCGGGCCCCAAGAUGGAGUCGGCCGGGAGAGCGGGGCAGGAGAUUAGCCUGGCGGCCCUGAAGCAGUACGACCCCUACAUCACCAGUAUCGCCGACGUGACUGGCCAAGUAGCGCUUUACAGCUUCAGCCCGAAGGCCAACGAGUGGGAGAAAACCGACAUAGAAGGGACCUUAUUUGUGUACAAAAGGUCAGCUUCUCCUUAUCAUGGUUUUACGAUAGUGAAUCGACUGAACAUGCACAACCUGGUUGAACCAGUAAAUAAAGAUUUGGAGUUUCAGCUCCAUGAACCUUUUCUUCUCUACAGAAAUGCUAGCUUGUCAAUUUACAGUAUCUGGUUUUACGACAAGAAUGACUGUCAUCGAAUAGCAAAACUCAUGGCUAAAGUGGUAGAACAAGAAGCUCAACGAUCACAGCAAGUUUCCCAGGACAGAAAAAGUCCCAGUAGAACCAAUGGCUGCAAUGAAAACAGGCCCAUUGACAUCCUGGAAAUGCUUAGUAAAGCCAAGGAUGAAUAUGAACGAAAUCAGAUUAGUGACUUAAGUAUUAUAUCAAGUUCUGGAAUGCAAGAAAAUGCAAAUCCUCCAAAGCCAGAAAGCACAGAGCCUUCAGAACAAAAAACUUCAUUACAAGUGCAAGAGCAGCCAUUUCAGUUAAGGCAGAAGCACCUGACUUUGGAGGAACUGUUUGGAACCUCUGUACCAAAGGAACAGCCCCCAGUUCUGUAUCCCAAUCCAGAGAGAACAGAGAAGUUGCAGACUGACACCUCUGCCAGAGAGCAGCACAGUUUGCUCUUGCCUUUUCCCUUUGACCAGUCAACAGUAAUACAACAAUCACUAGGGAAAUCUGAAAGUCCAAAUGUUAAAACCAGUGCCAAUCCUUUGAAUCAGCAGGAAUGUUUAACACCUAUACUAAUACCUCCAGCUUCAGUUUCCCAGCCUGAUAAAAAAAAUGUUUCAAGCUAUUCAGUUUGUUUAAGCCCUGUUCUUAAUUCAGCCUCGACAACAGAAGCUGCCCCUGCUCAGAUGCUUCCUGGCCUAAAACAAAACAACAGUAUAAUGCAAGUUAUGCAGCAAGCUGCCAAGCAGAUAUCCCCACUAGUGAAUCAGCCGCCAUCUGAAGUGAACCACGCUCCACAAAAUCUAAUGGCUGGCCAAAGCCAGCUUACAGCGCCCUUGACAUCAACAAAUACAGGAACUGUCUCAAAUACAUCCCAUACAAGUGUUGAUCUUCUCCAGAAACUCAGGUUGACCCCACAGCAUGACCAAAUGCAACAGCAGUCUCUCACUAAGACUUCCUUAACACCAAACAUCUCUGCCUCAGUUGGCCAACUUGCAACACCAGAAAGCUUCAAAGAAUCACACAGUAAGCCAUCGACCUUGAACAGCAAGAUAAUAUCUCCCCUUCAGACUGUACAACAAAACAAGGAAUCAGAAGUAUUUCCACAGCCGAAGACUUUGUCUAAAGCAAGUCAAGUUGCACCUCCGCAGUUCGUUACAGCCACAACUACAGUAACGCCUUCAAUCCUCUUAUCUCCUAGUGUUUUUCAGCAAUCAACUACAAAAGCUACUGAAGUGGAGAAUAAAGCCAGUUCUUCACCUUUAACACUUGGAACAACAGAAAUUCAGACUAUACCUCCUACUGUUCUCAGUAGGUCUCAGCUUCAGGAAGCACUGAUACAUCUAAUAAAGAAUGAUUCCCGUUUUCUCAGCACUAUUCAUGAAGUCUACUUGCAAGUCCUAACCAAGAAUACAGACAACAUUAAGCUAUAAUCGAAGCUAAAUCUACUUAAAAUAUAUACAUUUUAGAAACAGUUAUGCCUCAUCUAUAAAACUAAUAUUUUUGUAAAAGAAUAGUUUUCAACAUCUUGAAUUUGAACCUGUUAGGAAAAACGAUUCCUUAAAUGCUUACAAGAGUAAUGUUCUCAGAAGUGAUCUAGGUUUUCACUGUGAUCGUCACCAGCAAACCUUUGAUUUUACUGGGGCGGGGACUUCAGUUGCAUUUGAGCUCUCAUUAGCAUUAAGUGAAUGUGCAAAUGUUUGUUCUGGCUUUCAUUUCUAGCUGUAUUCACUGUUCAAGGAUUACAGGCUCAAUACUACUUAAACAGCAAAUUCAUAGUUCAGUACACUACACCACACCAGACCAAAUUCAGUUGUGAGAACCUAGUUCCAGUUUGAAGGACUGAGGAAAAGGAGGGCGAAAAGCCUUGUGAUUAAGUUGGCAGGUGUGGGGAAGGAACGGCUCUGGAACCCAGGCCUUUGGAGCUACAUCUUUAACAAAUGGUUUAAAAAUGUGAUUUGCUCAAUACAUUGACAGUCUCUAGCUAAUGCACAUUAAUGGAAUAUUUAAGAGAGGAAUUUAUCUUAUUUGCUUCUGCAUCACUGACAUUAAACAGGUAUUCAAGUAAGUAAGGCCAUUUUCUCUACAAAGGCAAAAUUUGAGAUAUGAAAAAUCUUCAGUGAUUGUGUCAUUACUUUGGUUUUUUUAAGCAACAGAGUAGUUCUGUUGCAUGUUGAAGUUCUCUUGUUUUAAAUUUAUAGUUAGGAGACCACCACUGGAAGACCCUCUUCCUGUUCAGCAGCGUUUGAUAUAAUUUAAAUACUUUAGCUUAAGGCUAGACCGUGUCAUAGUUGGCUUUCAUUCCUUGGUUGCAUUGGAACUGCAGUGUUGAAAGCUAUGCAGAUGGGGAACAAAUGCAUGCUUUUCUUCUGUUGCCAUCUCCCGACAUUGUUAGUGCACACUUUGUAGUCUGAUGUUUAUCUCAUUAAAAUGUUAUUGCUUCUUAUAUGUGAUUUAGUAAUUCACUGUUCACUAAUAUAAGAAUUUAACUGGAUACUUUCCCAUUUUAAAUCAGAAAAUUUCUAAUGAUAGUUUCUUAUGCUGCUGUGUUGGUUUACCCAUGGCUUGUAUUUACUUCUGAAAGGCAUGCAAAGGUAAUUAAUUGAAGACUUCAGGUCCCAACUUUCUCCAGCAAUAGCAGUUUUAAAGGAUGCUUUUCCAGUAGAAAAGUUUUGGUUUACUGAGUAAAAAGAUAAUCUGUAGUGAAUUAUGAUGCACUGCUUCUUUCUUUUCCCUCAAGCACUAUUGAAAUAUGAAGAAAAAAAUGGUUUGCUCCUUACAACGUAUAUGUAUGUGUAUAUAUCCUAAGGAUUAGUUAGUGUUCAUGUAGACAAGGUGCAUGGUCAUUUCUUUGGAAACUACUAAUUGAGCUUUAAUUGUGACUUGUUCACAAAUCAAUAUGUUUUAGGUACAACAAAUAUUUACAUUUUAAUGUAUUUGAUCUAUUUUAGGUUUCUUCAUAGCUUUUUAGUGAAAAAUAUUUUUUGCUUAGCAGUACCUGCUUUCUGAAAAGCUCUUCUCAGCCUUUGAGUUCAGUGUUUCCCGUUAAAAUGUAUAGUAUUUUGUUACAAAAAUGUGCAAGAUUCAGGGAAAGAUGCUAAUGUCAUGCACAUUUAUCAAUAAGUAUAUUUGCUUUAAUGGUAGCAUUUGAAUUCAGCAAUAUAAACUCAGCCUUGUUAAGGAAGAUAGGAGCUUCCUACAUACACUCUAGAGUUAUAAUACUGUGUAUGCACAUAAACAAUGAGACUCAAAUGAGAUCUAAGGUCUAAACUAAUUUGUUUUGUUGGGUUUUAAGAAAAAGUUACACUAAAAGGGACAAGCCAAUGAGCAGUUCCUCUGAAGAAAAAUGGAUAGCCUAAACCAAAUAGAGAGUUGCUUUUUAUCUGGAUUUAGCAGAGAUAAAGUCCAUAACUUCUCAAUUCUUAUGGACAGCUUCUGGGUUCUUCAAAGGAAGAUUUGAUAGAAGUUUCUAAGAAUAGAAAUGUUGGAAGCUGAUAGUGCACAUUUGUAUGGUUUGCUAAAUACAGUCACAUCCAAAGAUCUGUAGAAAUGAUAGGAAGGAGUGGUAUUUUGAGUUCGUCAAUCGUAUACAGAUGACAAAAGUAAUAAUGUUUAGAGUAGCAAUGCUGUUAUGAGAGUUUGACUCUACUUCGAAUGUCCUUAACUUGUUUCCAGCUGUCCAGGAAGCCCCACAAGCAGUUGGCAGAUCCUUACUUUGCUUUCCUAGUGUAGUAGUAGCAAUACGUUAUUGGUUUACUUCCCCCCACCCCCAACUCUCACAAUAAACAGAGUUGAAGUCAUAGUUGCUAGGCAGGCAUUUUUACAACAAGCAAACCUGUUCAUCUUGAACACCUGCACGUGUUUGUUAUAACCUCUCUAUGUGUAGCCAACAGAGACUGGAACCAACCUAGGUGUCAUCCAAUACACCACAUGACAAGUGCCAGGGUAGUGGGUUUAACAGAUAAACCUCUUCAAUAAAAAGUUCCAUUGUAAAACACCAGCUCAACUACAGUGUAGAAUUUGAAUUUUUUUUUAAUGUGGACUAUGUUAUGUAAUGACAUUUUUCCCCGGAUUAUUUUAACUUUUUGUAUAAAUCUGAAAUUACCAGCUUGUCCAGUGUUUAAUUCAUAUUAUCCGCAUGUAGGGAUAACUAGUGUGUAGCAAGGAAAUUAUUGUGACCAUUUUCAGGUAAAUUUUUUUAAAAUAAAACUACUGGCUUAAUGGGAUUUACCUAUUAGUUCUGAGAAUUAAAGGAUUAUUAGUUGAGACUAUACUCCCCAAAUUAAUUGUCUUAUCUAAGCAUGUGUUUUGUAGCUAGUGUUAAGUCACCUUAAAAAAAAAAAAAAAAAAGAAAAAAACCUAAUCAAAGACAGUUUUAAAACCUCCAGCUGUUGAAUUGUUCAGGAAAAUCAGAAUUCUCAGUUUUGUAGUAAGACUUUAUCUGCUGUUAUUACACAAUGCAAAGUUUAUAUGAAAGGUGCCAUUAACUUAAAAGCAGUAUAUCUUUCCAAAUUAAACAAGAUUUGCAGUAUGAUUGAAUAAAUUUUUACAAAGUUAGUGAUUCACCUUGAUUUUGUAUAAAAUGUUUCAUUCUGUGUAUAAAUAAUAUAAUAUUUAAACACUUGCUGCUGGAUGCAUCUCAUUUUUGCUUGUGUUUCUAGUUGCUUCAUUUUGAUAUAUUUCUGAAACCCAUUAUGCCAUGUGUAGUCAUAGAUAUACUUUAUGAAAUAUUUUUGAAAACAAACUUUGAUUUGGGACUUCUUUGUUUUAAAAGUAUUCUGAGCAAAUCAGCCCCCUUUUUGCCAGGUAUUCGGGUUGCUUUGUACAGCAUAUCUUAACAGGAGGAAUGUGUGCAAUAUUUAUCACCUCAGUUUUGUCUGGCAAUAUUAUGAAAAUGUUAAGAUGCAAUAUCUUCCUUUCACUUCAAGUUGGAAAAAUUGCAGUACAUCUAAUUUGGUGGUUUAUUUAUUUUUUUCUAUCCGGUGUAUGGGCAUAUGGUUAGUUAGGGGUUUUUUACAUACGCUAUGUGCUUUUAGUAAUUUCUGAGUUCUGUCACUUUUGUGGUUGCACCAGUUGUACCCAUUUGCAUGUUCUUUCAAUAUGAAGACCAUGGGGAAGGAGGGCUUCAGGAAAGAUUUCCGGGAACCAGAGUGAGAACAAUUGUAAGUCAAUAAAUGUGGAUACUGCAUCAAUAACAUUUUUGGUGUGGUAUGGAUUUUAUAGCACCUAUGUAUGUUUGCAGUUAUUAAGUUAUUGCAUAAAUGUUUAAGAAUGAGCUUUUUUCAUCCAAAAUUUUGUAUGUUUGCAAAUAUAUUUUUUUAAUAAAAAUUCAAAACAAAUGUUUCAGCA
Molecule: messenger RNA, 5766 nt
Organism: Phalacrocorax carbo (great cormorant)
Lineage: Eukaryota; Metazoa; Chordata; Aves; Suliformes; Phalacrocoracidae
Source: RefSeq, a predicted model, not a curated record